Messenger RNA from Lotus japonicus, 1941 nucleotides. RefSeq names its product RHOMBOID-like protein 9, chloroplastic. Bases 16 to 1677 code for a protein of 553 amino acids. Lineage: Eukaryota; Viridiplantae; Streptophyta; Magnoliopsida; Fabales; Fabaceae. Gene Ontology annotation, cellular component: membrane. The transcript is spliced from 7 exons. The record is from RefSeq and is a predicted model, not a curated record. Gene Ontology annotation, molecular function: serine-type endopeptidase activity.
UCCGAAUCCUAUUAGAUGCAUUUAUUGGCCCUUAAAUUUUGCAUAUCUCUUGUUCCAAAGUGUGAAUGGCUAAACAGAGAUAAGGUACAAUCAGUAAUCGCUUGGGUUUCAUUAUCAAAUGUCAAUUAUGCCAUUAAUGGAACUAUUAAGCAACAACUACCCCAGGCCUCUUUUGGUAUUCUGAAGAUAAACAACACUUGCACCCUAGAGCCAAGGAAGGUUUACACUUUGGUUUGGUGUUUUAAAGAGGUGUUCAUGGCUGCAUUUCCGAUAUGUUACAAAACGCGCUACAGGGACCAAAAUCUAUCAACCCAAAGCGUAAUUAGACAGAGUGACAAGAGAUUUAUGCUUGACUCGGAUAAUAUGCUAAGGUCCUUCCCUUCAAAUAUCCUUACAAAAUCAAACACACAAGAAAGGAAUGCACCUAGGUGCAUAGUUCUUGGCAGAGAUUCUUUGCAUAAGACCACGACAAAAGCUCGUAGUCAAGACAGUAACUUAAGCUUCUUUCAGGGAUGCCAUUCAAAGAAAAAAAAACUUUCCACAGUUUGGUGUUCAGGAGAGUCUAGCUCUAUUGAGAAGCAACUAAGAUCAUUAGAUUGCUAUUUUGGAAAGCUUCAAGAUAAUGCAAAGUUAAGAACUUUUGAUACAUCAAACAAGGUGAUGCAGCUGGCGCUUCACAGAUUCAGAUCAAGAAAUGAACUGGAGUCUCUUGAUGAGUAUCUUGGAAAACUAAAUAAUGCAGGAAUAAAUCAAGAGUCUCUUGUGCCAUUUUAUGUUGAGAAUCGCUGUGAAGAAAAUUUAGCACCAAAACAAUCACUCAGAAAUUAUACUGGAAGAACAAACUUUAGGAAACGCAAUACUUAUGUGGAUCUAAGAAGAAUAGAAGGUGUAGGUGGUCCAAAUUCUGGUAUAGACUCACAGCAGCAUGAUGAAACCUCCAGUCUCUAUCUAAUUGGCAUAUUGGCUUCUGUAAACAUUGCAGUGUUUCUAUUUGAAAUAGCAAGUCCUGUUAGGAAUGCUGAUCUCGAGCUGUUUUCGCUUCCUCUACUAUAUGGAGCAAAGAUAAAUCAUUUGAUCAUGGUCGGAGAAUGGUGGAGGCUUGUAACACCAAUGUUUCUGCAUGCGGGAAUCUUUCACUUGGCUCUCAGUUGUUGGGCUCUUCUAUCAUUCGGGCCUCAAGUUUGCAAAGGCUAUGGUUCAUUUACAUUUUUCAUGAUCUACAUACUGGGUGGAGUUUCUGGAAACUUGACAAGUUUUAUGCAUACACCAGAUCCAGCUGUUGGUGGGACUGGACCUGUAUUUGCAGUAAUUGGUGCUUGGCUCAUGUAUCAAAUUCAAAAUAGAGAUGUUAUUGCAAAUGAUGCUUCAGAGAACCUGUUCCAGAAGGCAAUAAUAAUUACAGCACUUGGCUUCAUCUUAAGUAGCCUUGGUCCUAUUGAUGAGUGGUCACACUUUGGAGCAGCUUUCACAGGCAUGGCAUAUGGGUUUCUAACCAGCCCAGCUCUUCAGUUGGAUGAUACGUCAGGAACUGGUCGAGAAGAAGGGCUCAAACUUGUUAGAAGAAAUGGUGAUUCUUGGAAAUCGCUGAUCAUAUUCACCAUCUUCAUUGCUGUUUUAAGCUCUCUCCCUUUCUUUAUGGAGCCCCCUCUCAGUGCUGACACCUUAGAAUUUAUGUAGAUAUUUGUUUGAUGCACCAUGUCAUCAAUUCAUCUUGUGUCUUCUGAAGAUUUCUCUUGCAGGAAGGUGUUGGAAACUCCCACACAAUGACAUGUACAUUGUAAAUAGGAAAGUAGAGUGAGAAGUGCUUAAGGACAUGAUCACUAAGAUUUGGCAGUUUUGUUUCUAUCUUUAUAAACACUUACAGGGCCACUGUCCUGAAGUUUCAUAUUGCUGAUAUUAAUGUUUAGUGGAAAGUAAUAGAUAUGCAUUAUUAGUUAUUAA